AUGAUCUUCUUUUCAGAACAAAGUUCAAUUAAUACACGAGGAAGUUUAAAAUAUUCCAUUUCACUUGGAUUUGAAACUCAAAUUACGAAAACGCAACACAAAUAUCAAGCGUCAACUAAAAGAGUAAAAGACAAUAGAGUACAGUGUACUAUAAUGUAUACGCUAGGUAUCACAAAAAGUAUGUGGAAAAAUAUACAGCACGGCAUGAAAGGAUACAACAUAAUAACAUGUACAAUAGAGUUUGGAGCAGGAGUACGACGAUCAUGA
Brugia pahangi is the source of this 267-nucleotide messenger RNA. The record is from the annotation of a GenBank genome assembly. Lineage: Eukaryota; Metazoa; Nematoda; Chromadorea; Rhabditida; Onchocercidae.